Rhincodon typus (whale shark) is the source of this 1115-nucleotide messenger RNA. It is a transcript of the gene gatd3, whose product is annotated as glutamine amidotransferase class 1 domain containing 3. Lineage: Eukaryota; Metazoa; Chordata; Chondrichthyes; Orectolobiformes; Rhincodontidae. The coding region runs from base 144 to 689 and encodes 181 amino acids. The transcript has 10 exons. The record is from RefSeq and is a predicted model, not a curated record. Gene Ontology annotation, cellular component: mitochondrion.
CCCGCCAGGAGCCAAGGGUGGCAGUGGUCCUCUCCGGAUGUGGAGUUUUUGAUGGAUCUGAAAUUCACGAGGCUUCAGCGAUUUUGGUUCACCUGAGUCGUGGAGGGGCUGAGUUCCAGGUUUAUGCUCCUGACAUCCCGCAGAUGCACGUUGUGGAUCAUGUGAAGGGUGAGCCUGCUGGUGAUAGCCGGAAUGUUCUGGCCGAAUCAGCCCGGAUUGCUCGUGGUAAAAUCAUGGACCUUGCCCAGCUGAAUGCCCAGGACCAUGAUGCUGUUAUCUUCCCUGGAGGAUUUGGUGUAGCCAAGAAUCUCUCAACCUUUGCCAAGGAUGGGAAGGACUGCAAAGUCAUCCCUGAUAUUGAACGUGUCCUUAAUGAGUUCCACAAGGCACGCAAGCCUAUUGGGCUGUGUUGCAUCGCUCCUGUGCUGGCUGCUAAAGUCCUACCUGGAGUAGAGGUCACUGUUGGUCACGAAGAUGAGGAAGGUGGGAAAUGGCCAUAUGCUGGAACAGCAGCAGCUAUUAAUGCAAUGGGAGGCAAGCACACAGUUCAUGACGUCAACUCUGCCCACGUGGAUCAUCAGAAUUGGGUUGUGACCACUCCUGCCUUUAUGUGUGAAACAAAACUGCAUCAUAUCUUCGAUGGGAUUGGCGAGAUGGUGCAACAAGUCCUGAAGCUCACAGGGAAAUGAGGCCAUCGCUCAUGAUCAGUGUGUGUCGGUGUGUAAGGCUUAAUGUGGGUGUUGGUGUGCAGGAGUUUGUAUGUGUGUCUGUCUUGGGGGUGUUAGAGAAUGUGUGUGUGUCUGACCGGGGGAAGAGUGGGACAAAGCCUCUGGAUUUGAAUGGUGUUUUUGUGAUCAUUCUGACUGGAUGGAGUUUCCAUGCGAGACCAUCAGGGACACUAUUACAGGGUGAUCUUCCUUUGAAAGCACAUGAUUGGACAGCUUGUAGAUCACUUGUGCAUGUGUGUGAUUGGUCACUAUUGCUGUAUGAAUGUUGCUAUACUGAUUACAUAGCAAUAGAUCACUGAGUGUCAUUUCUGUUUGCAGAAAUAAUCAGUUGAGGCAGGGCUUUAGAGUUUGCGAUUCCAGUUUUAUUAAAUCUGAUGAUCAUGCAAA